Aricia agestis (brown argus) is the source of this 1261-nucleotide messenger RNA. RefSeq names its product high mobility group protein 20A (gene Hmg-2). NCBI's taxonomy places the organism in Eukaryota, Metazoa, Arthropoda, Insecta, Lepidoptera, Lycaenidae. Gene Ontology annotation, biological process: regulation of gene expression. The transcript is spliced from 8 exons. The record is from RefSeq and is a predicted model, not a curated record. The coding region runs from base 107 to 1195 and encodes 362 amino acids. Gene Ontology annotation, cellular component: nucleus.
AGUCGUAAACAUUUUUGUUUUCGAUCAGUUUUCGAUUUUUAUGUAAGAAAUACAUUAUAAGAAGGAAAUCCAAACUCACAGAACACUAAUACUGUCCUAACUUAACAUGGAACAGGAAAAUAAACCUGGUGAAACCGUAACAAAACCUACCGAAGAUUGUGCAAAUAAUACGAUCACGGAGCAAGAAACAAGUACUGUUACUACUCCAGUGGAUCAGAAUAAUGAGACUGAAGCUUCUUCGGAAUUAUCCAAUGCAAAGGAUAUUCAGAAACCCUCACCAAAGAAACCGAAGAAAAGGAAACCUAAAGUGCCUCGAGAUGUUACUGCACCUCGCCAACCAUUAACAGGUUAUGUCAGAUAUCUCAACGAAAGGAGAGAUGUAUUACGUGCUGAACAACCAGAACUGGGCUUUGCAGAAUUGACAAGGCAGCUGGCUAGUGAGUGGAGUAAACUUCCCGCUGAAUCAAAACAACACUAUUUAGAUGCAGCAGACCAAGACAAAGAAAGGUACAUUAAAGAAUGGGCAGAAUACAAGAAAACUGAUGCAUACAAAGAGUUCAGAAGACAACAAUUGGAACAAAAGGAUGCCGGCAGUGUUGCCAAAAAAAUCAAAACCAGUACUAGUAAUGACGCUACCAACCAAACAACAGUUUCAGCACCUGCCCCAGUGGUGGAACAGAAUGUGGUAACUAACAACCCUCCAGCCUCCAACGCAGUGAGGCAACCAACACCACCUCGACCACGACCCUGUAUAACCCCAGCUUCUGGAGAAGAGCUAGCAGGCGACACGGACAUUCCUAUCUUCACAGAUCAGUUUCUUCAACACAAUAAACUACGAGAGUCAGAGCUCAGGCAACUUAGAAAAGCCAAUUCAGAUUAUGAGCAGCAGAAUGCAAUAUUGCAACGUCACGCUGAGGAAGUGGGCGCCGCAACGCAGAGACUCCGCGCCGAAACCGCUGCGGCUGUGGAGAGGACGGCUGCCCUCGUCGCGCAUCGCCGACUCCUGGUCACCGCCUUGGUGAAGGCCCUACAUUCAGUUACAUUGCCUUUACAAGGGGGACCUACUGGCGCGACAGAAAACAAUAUUGAUGAGUACAUGGAGAAAUUGCAAAGUUUUGCUUUAGAAGGGAAGAAUAAUGGUAUUCUGAAACAAGCAAAAGAUGUCCUCAAUAAAGCUGACCUGCCAUCUGCAUAAAUAUAUUUAUUAUUAAACAUUACUAUUGUCUACAGAUCUUAAUCAAAUAAACACAUAAAACAUGUA